This is a messenger RNA of Colletotrichum graminicola M1.001, 417 nucleotides long. RefSeq names its product rhomboid family protein. Gene Ontology annotation, cellular component: membrane. NCBI's taxonomy places the organism in Eukaryota, Fungi, Ascomycota, Sordariomycetes, Glomerellales, Glomerellaceae. The coding region runs from base 1 to 417 and encodes 138 amino acids. The transcript has a single exon. Gene Ontology annotation, molecular function: serine-type endopeptidase activity. The record is from RefSeq and is a predicted model, not a curated record.
AUGUCAACAUACAAGACCUACGGGGAAUCCUUUUAUCAGCUAGGAAUCUCGCCUAUACGAUUUAUUCUCCUCGCAAUGGGCAGCGGUCUUGCCGCCAGUUAUGCCCAUAUAUUCAAUGCCAGGCACCGGCGCGGGGCCAAAAACAUGGUGGAAAGAACCGCUGUAGGGGCCAGCGGCGUUCUGACCGGCCUUGGAACAGCGCUGGCGUGCAUGUUUCCCACGCUUGAGGUUCGCCUCUCUGGAGCGAACCAGAUGCUUCCGCUGCGCGUCGUCGUCCUAGGCAUGUUCGCCGUGGAUGCCUACUGCUUGGGUACCGACCGAGAAACCGGAGUAGGGCACGCUGGACACAUUGGUGGUGCCCUCUUUGGUCUGACGUACUUCCUGUGGAGGAAAGCUACGGGAGCUCGGAAUUUAUGA